CGCGGUUGGCACUUGGUCUGCAACGAUGAGCGAUCCUGUGGGCAUUGCCGAUAUCAUGGCGGGUCGUGUCGGCGCCGUUCGCGCGGCGGCUGAAGCUCUAAUCUACGAACUGGGUACGCUGGGAACACGAACGUCGGACGAUGGCGAAGCGAACGCGACGUCGAUUGCGACGUCGCUCAAGGCAAAGGUUGACCGCGUUCAGUCGAACAUGGCGAUCCUCAAGAAGUUGAGCGCUGAAUUCGAAGACAAGACGAAAAACAUCGACAAAGUCACGCAAGCACAGCGCAAUCUCAUGUUUGAGUACUACUGGAAACUCCAGGUCCGCGAGAUGGCUGGAAAAGGAGCGAACGUGUGGCUCUCUCAAACGACAACAUGGUUUCCUCGGAUGGAAUACCUGUCGUCCCAUGCAUCUGCGUUGGCUCCUGCAGGAUUUGUGACCCACCCGGUCGAUAAAGUCAAAGCUCCGAUGAAGGUGAACGAUCGAUUGACGCCCAAGUCGUCCAAGCGCGCGCGGGCCAUGGUGUUUGACGAGCAGGGCGAUCUGCAGCCCGCCGAUCUCGGCCAAAUGAUGGAGUACAUCAUGAAGCGGAACAAAGCGAGCAAGUUCUGGAAGCAGACCGAAACGACGCGGGGCGGACGCAAAGUGAUCACUGCAAUCACGUGUCACUUGAAUAACGAGAUCGUGGUUCACAUGAGCUUCUGUCCGCACAUUCCCGAAGACGGUCCGAACGGCGACUGCGGCGUGUCGGCGAGUCCCAUGACACCGUCGACCCCCAACUCGCCUGCGUUCGGGAUGAACCGCGGGCUGCGCGCGAAGCGGCAGGCGAGUCUCAAAGCGAAGAAGGUCAUCCGCAAGUCGAAACGAGAUGAUUUGCUCGCCAAGGUCAAGAUGGCGGCCGAAGAAGCAUCCAAGAUGGAGCAAGAAGAGCUGCGGAAACUCGUCUUGGAUGCCAAAGAAAGCGGCAAGGAUCAGGAAAUGGCGCGCGCCGCAGGCACCCAAGUGACCAAAUGCAUCCAGCGCAUCAGUGUCUUUCCCCUAAACGAAUCGGCGCCGCUCGGCGCGUGGUCCGAGUCCAAGUACAAACUGUUUGAGCAAAUGACGCUCCAUGCCCGACAGGCGCUCUGCUACUUUCGUGUGCAUUACCCCGACACGUGCUUUUACCACUUCUUCGUACGGCGAUAUGAUCCGAGUCGGCAUGCUUUUGAUGUCGAUGUAGGCAUGGAUGAGCUACUACGACAAAGUGUACCAAACCCCAUGCACCGCAUGCAAGAAAAUCCUGGCCAAGGCGGCCGACGACAGCACGUACGUCCCGCCGGCGUUCCGAGAUUACUCGACGGCGCUGCCGUACCAUUCGAAUUGCAUGUAAGGGGAUGUCGCUAACUACCGACGCAAAGUCUGGUCCAAACGGAUAAAGCGCCCCACACAACACGUUCCGUUGCC
This is a messenger RNA of Aphanomyces invadans, 1441 nucleotides long. RefSeq lists its product as hypothetical. Gene Ontology annotation, biological process: regulation of transcription by RNA polymerase II. Bases 26 to 1381 code for a protein of 451 amino acids. The record is from RefSeq and is a predicted model, not a curated record. The transcript has 5 exons. Gene Ontology annotation, molecular function: transcription coactivator activity. NCBI's taxonomy places the organism in Eukaryota, Oomycota, Saprolegniomycetes, Saprolegniales, Verrucalvaceae. Gene Ontology annotation, cellular component: mediator complex.